Zalophus californianus (California sea lion) is the source of this 8550-nucleotide messenger RNA. RefSeq names its product nebulette (gene NEBL). Lineage: Eukaryota; Metazoa; Chordata; Mammalia; Carnivora; Otariidae. The coding region runs from base 507 to 3365 and encodes 952 amino acids. Gene Ontology annotation, cellular component: Z disc; focal adhesion. Gene Ontology annotation, biological process: cardiac muscle thin filament assembly. The record is from RefSeq and is a predicted model, not a curated record. Gene Ontology annotation, molecular function: actin filament binding. The transcript has 28 exons.
GGAGGCUCGCCCUGACUGACCUCUGCAAUCCCAUCCAUCCACUCACACGCAGUUGUGAUAAGAGGGUGAAGUGUGAGCUAAAUACGGACGAGGCCUGGGCAAGGUCAUUUCUGCCAGAACACCAGAGACUCCAAGAGCUCAAGGGUGCUGUAGUACAGAGAAAGGGGCUGUUCCCGAGAAUUCAAAAAAAGAAAAGAAAAAGAAAAAAGAAAAAAGAAAAAAACCUCUAUACAUAAAGAGUAAAAAUGAGGGUCCCUAUAUUUGAGGAUGUAAAAGAUGAAACGGAAGAGGGAAAAACAGAGGAAGAAGGUGAAGAUGACACGGCAUCAAGAGUCUCUGCAGAGUGAGUUUGGUCACAUCUGCAUGAAGCUUGUGACCCAUUGUUUUGGUUCAACCCCUUUGAGGCUAUUCACUCGCAUGACAGCAGAAAGAACAUUUUCCAGAUUCAUUAUAAAGAAGAGUAUAAAAAGUCUAAGGACAAGUGUACAUUUGUGACUGACACUCCCAUGCUAAACCAUGUAAAAAAUAUCGGCGCUUUUAUUUCUGAGGCAAAAUACAAAGGCACCAUUAAGGCGAACCUCUCCAAUUCUCUUUAUAAGCAGAUGCCAGCCACAAUCGAUAGUGUUUUUGCAAGAGAAGUUACACAGCUUCAGAGUGAGGUUGCUUAUAAGCAGAAACACGAUGCUGCCAAAGGAUUCUCAGAUUAUGCCCAUAUGAAGGAGCCACCUGACAUCAAACAUGCCAUGGAGGUCAAUAAACACCAGAGUAAUAUUUCUUAUAGAAAAGAUGUGCAGGACACCCACAUGUACAGUGCGGAUCUCAAUAGACCAGACAUCAAGAUGGCAACACAGAUCUCCAAGAUCAUAAGCAAUGCAGAAUACAAGAAGGGGCAAGGAGUAAUGAAUAAAGAGCCUGCUGUAAUUGGAAGACCAGAUUUCGAACAUGCUGUGGAAGCUUCUAAACUUUCUAGUCAAAUUAAAUACAAAGAAAAAUUUGAUAAUGAAAUGAAGGGUAAGAAACAUCAUUACAAUCCUCUUGAAAAUGCUUCUUUUAGGCAAAGUCAGCUUGCCACCGCACUGGUGAGCGAUGUGAAGUACAAGAAAGACAUUCAAAGUAUGCACGAGCCAGUAUCAGAUCUCCCAAACCUGUUUUUAGACCAUGCUUUGAAAACCAGCAAAAUGCUCAGCCGACGAGAGUAUAGAAAGUUUUUUGAGGAAAACAAAGGAAUGUAUCAUUUCGACGCCGAUGCUCCUGAACACCUGCACCAUAAAGGCAAUGCCACGCUCCAGAGUCAGGUUAAAUACAAAGAAGAGUAUGAGAAAAAUAAGGGAAAAUCAAUGCUUGAAUUUGUUGAGACACCCUCAUAUCAAGCUUCAAAGGAGGCUCAGAAGAUGCAGAGUGAGAAAGUUUACAGAGAGGAUUUUGAGAAGGAGAUUAAAGGAAGGUCAUCACUGGAUUUAGACAAGACUCCAGAAUUUUUACAUGUAAAGUACAUCACCAACCUUCUGAAAGAGAAGGAAUAUAAGAAAGAUUUGGAAAAUGAAAUAAAAGGCAAAGGAAUGGAACUUAACUCAGACGUUCUUGAUGUUCAAAGAGCAAAACGUGCAUCCGAAAUGGCUAGUGAGAAAGAAUACAAGAAAGACCUGGAGUCAAAAAUUAAAGGGAAGGGAAUGCAAGUUGGCACUGACACCCUUGAAAUACAACAUGCUAAAAAAGCUUCAGAGAUAGCUAGUCAGAAAGACUAUAAGAGAGAUCUGGAGACUGAAAUAAAAGGGAAGGGCAUGCUGGUGGGUCCAGACACUCUUGAUAUCCAGAGAGCCAAGAAAGCAUCGGAAAUGGCCAGCCAGAAAGAAUAUAAGAAAGACUUGGAAAAUGAAAUUAAGGGGAAAGGAAUGCAAGUGAGCAUGGACAUCCCGGACAUACUGCGAGCCAAGAGGGCAUCUGAGAUCUAUAGCCAGAAAAAGUAUAAAGACGAAGCAGAAAAGAUGCUUUCUAACUAUAGUUCUGUGGCAGAUACUCCUGAAAUUCAGAGAAUCAAGACAACUCAACAAAACAUUAGUGCGGUAUUUUAUAAGGAAGAAGUAGGAGCUGGCAUGGCAGUAAAAUAUACUCCAGAGACUGAACGAGCAAAGAAAAAUCAGCAGAAUAUUAGUUCAGUAAAAUACAAAGAAGAGAUGAAUCAGGCAACGGCCAUUUCCGAUCCUCCAGAGCUAAAGAGAGCUAAAGAAAACCAGAAGAACAUCAGCAAUCUCCAGUACAAAGAGCAGUGCCACAAAGCCACGCCGGUGAGCGUCACACCGGAGAUGGAGAGGGUGAGGAGAAACCAGGAGCAACUGAGUACGGUAAAAUACAAAGGAGAAAUUAAACAGGCAACGGCCAUUUCUGAUCCACCAGAGCUGAAGAGAGCUAAGGAAAACCAGAAGAACAUCAGCAAUGUUUAUUAUAAAGGUCAGCUGGGAAGAGCUACAGCUUUAAGUGUAACUCCUGAAAUGGAAAGAGUGAAGAAGAACCAAGAAAAUAUUAGUUCGGUAAAAUAUACCCAGGACCAUAAACAGAUGAAAGGUAGACCAAGUCUGAUUUUAGAUACACCUGGUCUGAGAUAUGUCAAAGAAGCACAAAAUCAUAUUUCAAUGGUAAAAUAUCAUGAAGAUUUUGAAAAGACAAAGGGAAGGGGCUUUACUCCUGUUGUAGAUGACCCCGUGACGGAGCGAGUGAGGAAGAACACCCAAGUGGUCAGCGAUGCGGCCUACAAAGGAGUCCAUCCUCACAUCGUGGAGAUGGACAGGAGACCUGGAAUCAUUGUCGACCUCAAAGUUUGGCGUACAGAUCCUGGCUCCAUCUUCGACCUUGAUCCCCUGGAAGACAAUAUUCAGUCUAGAAGUCUCCAUAUGCUCUCUGCAGAUCUUGUCAGCUCUACCAGGGAAAAUGCAUCCGGAAUCCUAGUGCUUGGGACCCCCUCUGCCUCAGAUCCUCACAGUGGCCUCCAGACUGUGUUCCUGCUUCAGCUCUUGUCAUUCCACGCUGCCAACCCUCUGCCCCGCUCUGGUCUCCCCCUGGCGGCCAGAAGGAGCUUUCUGAAACCGCCAGUUCUUCCCGGAGCCUACCAGCAAAGCCAUUCCCAAGGCUAUGGGUACAUGCACCAGACCAGCCUCUCAUCCAUGAGGUCAAUGCAGCACUCACCAAAUCUAAGGACCUACCGAGCCAUGUAUGACUACAGUGCCCAGGACGAAGACGAGGUCUCCUUCAGGGACGGUGACUACAUCGUCAACGUGCAGCCCAUUGAUGACGGCUGGAUGUACGGCACGGUGCAGAGAACUGGGAAAACAGGGAUGCUCCCAGCCAACUACAUUGAGUUUGUUAAUUAGUUAUUUCUCCUUGUCUUUGAGCUUUAUUCUAAUGUAUACUAAACCCAAUCUUUUUAAAAGAUAGAAGAUACUUUUAAGACAACCUGGCAGUUAUUUUACAAUAAUCUGUCUUUACUUUGACAAUGAGACACACAGGUACCAGGAAGAAGGAAUGACUUCCGGGCUCAGGACAGCUACAUUUUCAGUGGUUCCUGUGCACAAAAUCUGUAGGUCUGGAGGCCCGGUGCUGCUAAUUGGGUUAAUGGUUUCUUUUGAUUGGCUAUCAAACACUUCUGGGAAAUGUAUUUUUGUAGACUUUAAUAGAGAUGUUGAUCGUCCCUUAAAUGUAACAAGUCUAUGAAACUUCUUAGCUGUCGCUUUGGAAUCACCAGAAGCCAAUUCUCUUAAUUCCUUAACACAGCCAAUAAUUUAAAGACCAUUUAGCUUUUGAGUCAUUAGGGAAUUUCCAAUUCAAGUGAUAAUUGCCUAAUGUAAUAAAUGUCAGAAAUGGCAGAAUGACAGUUUGGUUAAAAUUACAUUGACUGGUGGCCUUCGGGACCUAGAAACUUCUCCCGAACAAAGACAUUUCCUUGUUCCCUAGGCUGACUUGGGUCUCUUUAUUUCUCAUUGGUACCAAGGUGUAUCCUACUGUCCGUUUACAUUCUGUGGGCCCAAGUCUAUGCUUGACUCCAUAGAAUGUCAGGACCAAAUAACGUCACAGCUACUCUGCAAAGGGCAAAGUUUAAGGUCAUCUCUAUUAUUUCCCUAAGCGCUUUUACCCUGUUGCAUGUCACGUAGGUUCAAGCUUCUGCACCAUAGGAAGCCGCACUGCCUAUUAUUAAAGCAAAACGUGCGGCUGAUAACCUAACGGCCCUUCCCUCUAGUCGCCAGCUCAUCAGAAAAACAUAUUUGGAAAAGUUGCUUGAGAUUCUCCUGCUGCCUUGCAUUCUAGUUGUGAAGGAUUUACACCUUUAGGAAAUAGAUGUCUACUCUAGCAAAUAAGUGAUUUAGGUGUUUACCGAGCAGCUUUCAUUAACUUAAUGCCGCUGUCGAUUUAAAGGUAAAGAAAACUUAAUAGGAGCCAGUGACUACAAAGUGUGCGAGAGACAUCCAGUGAACAAAAUGUCACCCCUCCGCAUAGAGAUAAUCGUUGUUUUGUUUUGUUUUGUUUUGUUUUGUUUUGUUUUAAAUUUCGGAAAAUGCUAUUCACAUCCGGUACUGGAAAUCUAGCCACUGAAACCAGUUAAUGAAAAGACUUCUUUUCUACUUUCUUCUGGUUUUUACUUUCUAAACCAUAUUGUGGAGGGGAGGGGUGGGAGGCUGAAAAUGCCAGCAGAGAUUUUAGGUCUAGGCCCAACAGGUUGUUCCCCAAAAGAAAUUGUCGUCCUAUCUUGAAUUUCGAAUGCGAGAACCCUGCAGGCACUUCCUGGAUUCACCACUAUGCUGCAGCCCUUGCUGGCGGGUCAAGACGAUUGGCCGGUAGUUCAUAGUCAAGGUCACUGGAGAAAUUAACAUCCAUCAGCGACUCUGUGUUUUCCUGAUGUAUUUGGACCUCAGCAGGGUAGCAUUUGUGUAGGGCCUGACUCUGGAAUUGUGAUGAAGCUUCAAAAGCAAAGUUACAAAAAUGUGAUAAAAUGUAUAGAUCUUGGGGUUAUCUCCCUUAUGUAAUAUAGGCAAAGAAAUUAACAAAAUAUCCUGUAAAAUACCUUUUACGGAAGUGUUUAGGAGUCCAGAAACAAAUGCUAACCCAUUUACACUUUUGAAAAGUUAGCACCUACUUUUUGAAAAUCUAGAGUUUCAUUUUAUCUGGCUCAAAGAACAAAUAAGCUUUAUUACGCUCAGGCUGCAUCUACAGGACACUCACAUAAAAAGAGAUGAGAGAAAUUCAGGUACAAAACUAGAGAGUUUUUUGUUUUUUGUUUUUUUUUACAGAUUCCUACAUACCCAGCUGGACUGAUUUUCUAGUACUGAAAUGGCCAGUUAUGAUUAAAUUAACCCCCUAUCCAUUUUGAUGUCUUGUACACAAACCAACAAAGACAAGCUGAACUUGUGACAUUCUUGCAAAAAAAAAAAAAAAUUCUGUGCAUUAAAACUGGGGCAAUAAGCUUGCUCAAUUUUAUUAUAUCAUUAAGUAAAUAUUUUUCACCCAGACCACUUUUUUUGUGAUUAUGAAUAAGAGUAGUUGUUGAUUAAAUUUGCAGACUAAAUGUAGGACAGGUACAAUUUUUGAGAAAUAGGAAGCUCAAAGGGAACGGAUUUGAAAUGAUACUUUUUAUCGGGGAAAAGUCCCAUAAAGUAGCAGCUGGUUGUUCCAUUGUCUUUCUCAUCCACUAAUUUCAAAAUCAGUUUCAUGGAAUGUAGAAGUCAAUAAUUACUAGGGGAAUAAUUCUAAAAUUUUAAGCUUAGCAUAAUGUUUGCAUAGUGAGAUGUUUCUGCUUCCAGCCUCUAGGAAUUAAGGUCUGCUCAGAAUUUAACCAGAGAGCAGUUAUUUUAUAAUAAAGACUGAGGGAGAACAUGAUGUCACAUGCUCCUGACGCCAUAACUGGGUAGUGUUGCCACUCUUCCUAAAGCUUGUCAGGAUAUUGAGCAUCUCAGCAGAAAUAUUGGAAACAUAGAUGUAUAAUACCAAAGUGCUAUUUUUACAGCAUCAUUUUUCAAAACUAUGUUCUUGAACACUUUUUCCACUUUGCACAUGCCCCUCCUCCCCUCAAUUUGGCAACAUGCAUCUCAUACAUAAGUAACACUAACGGCUAAAGAAGGGUGUAAAUAAAAAAUCUGUUUUUUAGAAAUCAAGCUAAAGACUGAAAUGUCCAAGCACAGAGAACAUGCACCUGAUUCUCUGAACCUGAUGCGUUCUCAGGCUGGAUAAAAGCACAUGGAGCAGGUUGAUACGUUUUUACAAGUUUCCGAAAAUAAAACCGUAUGUGGAUCAUCUCUUGAGAGAGAAACAGAGCAGCAGAAUAGGUGACUUUUGUUGUAAGUUUUUGUAGUCAAUGUUUUUACUAAUUCUCGUGCUCUAAGGAAAGCUUUCUAUUUCUAACGUGGCAAAAUGAGUUCUUCACGUCUUCUUAUUCUUGUUUAGACACCUGCAGUGUAGCCAGUGUGAAAUAUCUAUCUGGUUGUCAGAUCCCCACGCCAUCCCUGCCUCUCCCCAGGCUUCCCGACCUCCAGAUACCACACGGGAAUUUGCAAGCACAAUUUCUAUGGGCACCUUGUAUGAACAUGGUUGAGAUUAGACCAGCCCUUCUUCAUCUCUAAAGUUCAUUGCUUGAAGAUGAUGAAGAUGCAGUUUGGGCAGGUUGACCACAGUCUUUCCUCCCUGUCCUCUCCUGGUUGAGCUUGACAACAGUCUGGGAGGUGGGGAAACAGACUUUACUAGAACAGUGAAGUUCAAGAGGUGCAUCUCUUUUUCAGGUGUGUUCACCUCCGGUGAAAUGUUUUUAAUGAAAAGAUAAAGAAAAUGGGUGUGAUCCUUAAAUAGCGCAUCCCUAUAUAAAGUGGAUAUAGUUUAUACCAAAAUUAUAAUAUAAAUAUAUUUUAAAAAAGGUGCCUUUUUGAUUACCCUUGUUUAUCCAUGAUGGUCUUGGAAAGAAAACCAAGCAAACAAGCUUCUUAUCUAUUCUAUAGUAAUAUUUUAUUAUACAUGAUUGGUAUUUUUGUGGUGGGGAAGUGAGAUACUCCUGACAGAUAUGAAAGGUGAUAGCUGAUUGUAUUUUUACCUCUAAAGAUGUAGAACUUUGGAAAAUACUGACCUUUCCCAUCUAUUUCUGAAAAGUUCUUUGUGGAUUUAUAUAUAGUCAGGAUGCAUAAACAUUAACUUUAGGUUUGAGACUUAAAAUACCUAUUGUAAGAUAGAAGAAUUAUGUUAUGAGGCUGAAUUCAUUACACAAGAUGAAAUUCACUUCAUAAAUUUCAUUAUACCUUAGCUAUAUUUGCUUCUGAUAAUCUAAAAGCGGCUAGAGGGUGGGUGUUUUGGGUAACGAGACACAGAGGAGAGAAAACUUCAGUUAAGUAAGAAGCUAUGUAAAGUAAGUUAAGAAUGCUAAAAGGAAAGUCUCUUUCUGAAGUAUUCCAUGCCCAUUAGGGUCCUUUCCAGACUGUCAAUUACUGUAUGAUGUUUCUGUGGCCAUCAUUUCAUGAUGCUUAGACUACUGGAAUCCACCAGCCUGGAAGGAUCCCCAAGGCAGAUUUCUCUCCGGUUGUCCAGAUUACUUCCGUAUAUUCAUGGAAUUCCAUAUGCUUUUUGCGUUUGAUACAUGGUAUCCCGUUGGCAUAUUAUCUACUUCUUGGUAAUCCAGUUGCUGUUAAGAAUGAUUGACUUUGAAGGACAAGAGAAAACUGUACCCUAGUCCCAUUCUUCAGUGUCCAUACAAUGAGUGGCUGAGCAUUUAGAAGUGGCACCAAGUGUGUUGUGGGUUUGGUGUGGAAACGUUGGCCUUUGACCUGUGCUAAGAAUACAAAAUUGAAUCAUUGCACAGCUUGGCUUCUGUCUGCUUCAAAAAUGUAGGAUUGUGGUUGAUGAUGAACUUGCAAGACUGUACUAACUUUGAGAGCAUACAGUUUUAAUGGAAACACUUAAUGUUUUUAAAAUGAAUGGGCUUAUAGAAUGAUACAAUGUUAUUAAUAUAAUUUGGCUUUUGUUAUGCAAAUUAACACCAGCUAUUAAAAUAUAUUUUAGUAGAAAUGCUUUAAUUCAUGUUUUCUUUCCUCUACACUGUGAAUCUUUAAGCCUUGGUGGACUAGAGCAACAUCGUGCUGCCCAAAGGACUAACCUAUGCAAACUAGUUCACAUUUUAGUGGAUGUCACAGUAAUUGUGUAAUAUGACAUUAUUUCCCCCCUGCAUAAUGUACAGCGGCAUUGAAAUAAACAUUAAGCCUAGCAUCAUGUAUGUAUAGUAUAGUCACUCACGAACCCUUCAAGGCUACUAUAAUCAUUAGUACUAUUAUUUGUUUAAAAGCAAAUCGCCGAGUUAUCUAUUAAAUCUACUUGAACGAUGUCAGAACAAGAAUGGCAGCUGGACGUGUCGGCCGUGGCUUCAAUGUGGUCACUGACGUGUUCUCCUGUGAUAGAGCUGUGUUCGGAUGCACUCUCUUCAGGGUAUUAUUAUUCCGUGUCUUCUUUCUGUAUUUGUAAAACAUUAUAACGCUCUAAUUUUCCUAUCUCUACACAUUUGGUUUGCUUAAAUAAAUGCAGGAUAUAACAAAA